Messenger RNA from Arabis nemorensis, 219 nucleotides. Lineage: Eukaryota; Viridiplantae; Streptophyta; Magnoliopsida; Brassicales; Brassicaceae. The record is from the annotation of a GenBank genome assembly.
AUGUCUCGCGCAAUGACAAAACUUAAACCUCAAGAAAUGUCAUCAUGCAGUUGGAAAGCUAAGAUAAUUAUGGCUUCUGUGACUACUUUGCCAUUGAAGAUUACUCACAAGGCUUCCUUAGAUCAGAACCUCAAGAAUGCUGUAGUGGAGUUAAUGAAAGCUAGGGUAGUUUAUGGUCUCAGAAGAAUCCUUUCUUCUGUGAGUGAGCUUCGUGACUAG